This is a messenger RNA of Spodoptera littoralis (African cotton leafworm), 4251 nucleotides long. The record is from the annotation of a GenBank genome assembly. NCBI's taxonomy places the organism in Eukaryota, Metazoa, Arthropoda, Insecta, Lepidoptera, Noctuidae.
AUGAUCGAUCCAAGCUCCUCGGAAGAAGAUAGCGAAGAUGAACACAAGAAGCAGCCCACUAAAUUACCAGUUUUACCACCUGGGACCUUGGCGGGUGGUAGACCAUCAGUGCGAGGGAAACCAGAACUGCCCCGAGGGUCCACAGCGGGUCUACCAGGUAAAGGUCCAAGUCCAUUAACAACAGCACCGCUAGCAGCUCCCCUUCACCCAGCCACCAGACAGAGAGAAGCUGCAGCGUUGGCACCGCCUCCUCAUGCAUCAUUCUUGCGCAGGACGUCGACUGGGAGUGCAAGCUCGGGGGAGGCACCAGCUCCCUCACCAAGCCCCUCUGGUGCCAGCCAUUCUGAUAAGGACCAGGAUCCUCAGGAGAAAAUCGAAAAACUAGAGGAAGACAAAAAACGACGUAUCCAGCUUUACGUUUUUGUAUCUCGAUGUAUUGCUCAUCCGUUUAACGCGAAACAGCCAACUGAUAUGACGAGAAGACAUACGAAACUCACUCCUCAUCAACUGGAAACCAUUCAGGCUCGGUUUCAGGCCUUCCUCAAGGGUGAGACACAGAUCUUGGCAGACGAGGCAUUCCAGAACGCAGUCCAGUCGUACCAUGACGUUUUCCUAAAAUCCGAAAGAGUGGAACAAAUGGUGAAGUCAGGAGCGUGUUCUCAUCAUGAUUUCCGCGAAGUAUUCAGAAACAACAUCGAGAAGAGAGUCAGGUCUCUCCCAGAAAUAGACGGAUUAAGUAAAGAAACGGUUUUAUCAUCAUGGUUGGCAAAGUUUGAUUGUAUCAUGAAGGGCACAGGCAUACCGGGAGAUGAUGAGUCCAAAAGACCGUCUCGAGCUCAGCAACAAAGCCUCAAUGCUGAAUGCAUCCUCAGCAAAGAACAGCUCUAUGACAUGUUCCAGCAAAUCCUUGGAGUCAAGAAGUUUGAACAUCAACUCCUUUUCAACGCUCUUCUUUUGGAUUCAGCUGACGAACAAGCUGCAGCCAUCAGAAGAGAACUGGAUGGAAGAAUGCAGAAAGUUAAUGAAAUGGAAAAGAAUCGCAAGCUAAUGCCGAAGUUCGUGCUAAAAGAGAUGGAAUCACUGUACAUCGAAGAGUUGAAGUCUUCAAUCAACUUACUGAUGGCUAACUUGGAGUCAUUGCCUGUCUCUAAAGGCGGUGCAGACUCCAAAUAUGGCCUCCAUAAAAUCAAGCGGUAUAAUCACAGGUCAAAUGCCGGACCAGAUCCGAGUCCAAGGUUGAGUAAGCAGCUGUGUUUCAGAUCACAAGGCUCGCUUGCCAACAAGUUGACGGGUGAGGCAGAUGGCGGUGAUGUCGACACUCAACUCACGAAAAUGGAUGUUGUCCUAACGUUUCAAAUAGAGGUGGUUGUGAUGGAAGUGAAGGGUCUCAAGUCGUUAGCACCAAAUAGAAUAGUUUAUUGCACUAUGGAGGUUGAAGGCGGAGACAAACUUCAGACUGAUCAAGCAGAAGCCUCUAAGCCAAUGUGGGAUACACAAGGUGACUUCAGUACAACACAGCCGUUGCCUGCAGUCAAAGUGAAGCUUUAUACUGAAAACCCCGGAGUUCUGGCACUGGAAGAUAAGGAGCUCGGCAAAGUUGUGCUGAGGCCGACACCCUUAUCUAGUAAAGUGCCCGAAUGGCAUCGUAUGACAGUACCAAAGAAUCUACCUGACCAAGACUUAAGAAUCAAAAUCGCUUGCAGAAUGGACAAACCUCUUAAUAUGAAGCAUUGUGGCUACCUCCACGUUAUCGGCAAAAAUGUUUGGCGUAAAUGGAAGCGAAGAUACAUGGUGCUCGUACAAGUCAGCCAGUACACGUUUGCCUUAUGUUCAUACAAAGAUAAGAAGUCAGAGCCGGCAGAAAUGAUGCAGUUAGAUGGCUUUACUGUGGACUACAUUGAGCUCGCAAGCGCUCAGCUGAUCGUCGGACAAGAAUUGGAAGGUGCUAAAUACUUCAUGAAUGCUGUCAGAGAUGGAGAAUCAGUUCUCAUGGGAGUUACUGAUGAGAAUGAGUGCCAUCUAUGGGUUAUGGCGUUGUAUAGAGCUACAGGACAGAGUCAUAAACCGACGCCGCCUACUACUUCAGAUACGCACCAUAAAAUUAUGGGAGAUGCUGACAAAGCACGCAAACAUGGCAUGGAGGACUAUAUUCAAGCUGAUCCGUGUCAGUACGAUCAUCACCAGUUGUUCUGUGUGCUGCAGUCUUUGACGCUGAAGUAUCGUUUACAAGAUCCAUACUGUUCUCUGGGCUGGUUUUCUCCAGGCCAAGUAUUUGUCCUUGACGAGUACUGUGCAAGAUACGGCGUGAGAGGCUGUUUCAGACAUCUUUGUUACCUAUCAGAUCUACUCGAUGUGGCAGAGAGUGGGUCUCAGACCGUGGACCCCACUCUAAUGCAUUACUCCUUCGCGUUCUGCGCCAGCCACGUCCAUGGUAACAGAGUAAGCCCUACGCCGGAAGUGGUUCACAGUACAGCGACGUUGACUGGCAGGCCGGACGGGGUAGGCAGCAUCACUGUGCAAGAGAAGGAAAAGUUUGCGGAGAUAAAGGAAAGAUUGAAGGCGUUACUGCAGCAUCAGAUCACUAACUUUAGAUAUGCGUUCCCAUUUGGACGGCCUGAGGGAGCGCUUAAGGCCACGUUAUCUCUCUUGGAAAGAGUACUGAUGAAGGACGUGGUAACACCAGUAGCGCCAGAGGAGGUGAGAGCGAUGAUACAGACCAGCUUGGAGAACGCAGCCUUAUUGAACUACACACAGCUUAGCCAAAAAGCGAACAUCGAAGAGGACUUAAGAGGAGAAACAAUGGUUACACCAGCGAAAAAACUGGAAGAUCUCAUACAUUUAGCAGAACUGUGCGUAGAUCUGCUUCAACAGAAUGAAGAGCAUUAUGCAGAGGUUUAUAACACAAAACCGGACUCUAGCGGUCAACAAAAUGCCUUCGCGUGGUUUUCCGAGCUGUUGGUCGAGCAUGCUGAGAUCUUCUGGGCGUUAUUCGGAGUGGACAUGGAUAGAGUAUUAGCUGAACAACCCCCAGACACCUGGGAUUCCUUUCCUUUAUUCCAAAUCCUUAAUGAUUAUUUAAGAAGUGAUGCUCCUUUUGUCUCAUCGCCAGAAAAUCUAAAAGGUGGCAGGUUUCAUGAGCAUCUACGGGAUACAUUUGCUCCUCUUGUUGUGAGAUAUGUGGACUUGAUGGAGUCCUCUAUAGCCCAGUCCCUUCACAAAGGUUUCGAGAAGGAAAGGUGGGAGAUCAAAGGUAAUGGUUGUUCCACGAGUGAGGAGUUGUUCUGGAAGCUGGAUGCGCUGCAGUGCUUCAUUAGGGACCUUCAUUGGCCGGAGCCGGAGUUCCGGUCGCACCUUGAGCAGAGGUUGAAGCUGAUGGCGUGUGACAUGAUGGAAACAUGUAUACAAAGGACCGAGGCGUCGUUCCAGUCCUGGCUGAAGAAGAGCGUCACCUUCAUGUCAACGGACUACAUCCUGCCGGCGGAGACCUGCGCCAUGGUCAACGUGGCCCUCGACGCUAAGAACCAGGCACUGAAGUUAUGCGCAGUUGAAGGGGUAGAUAUUUACCAGUACCACACCAAGAUGGACGCGCAGAUUGAAGCCUGUCUCCAGGGUAUGGCGUCCGGGAUGACCACGAGGUUGUCAGCAGUGCUAGAAGCAACGCUCGCUAAGAUCGCCAGGUUCGAUGAGGGAAGUUUGAUCGGGUCAAUCCUGACGAUAGCCAACGUGUCAGGAUCAGGCAAGGACAUCGGCCAGGGUUAUGUCAACUUCAUGAGGAACUCCAUGGACCAAAUAAGAUCGAAGGUUACAGAUGAGUUAUGGAUCCUCCAGCUGUUUGAGCAAUGGUACGGGAUUCAGGUGGGGCUGAUCAACACUUGGCUGGCUGAGAGACCAGCACUACAUCCACAGCAAGUCGCCUGCCUUUCUAUCAUUUUGAAAAAAAUGUACAGCGAUUUUGAGCUGCAAGGCGUGAUCGAUGACAAGUUGAACUCGAAGAUAUAUCAGAAUGUAGCAGCGAGGAUGCACACUGAAGAGGCGACCUGCAGCUUGCUACUCACUCAACAAGAUGCUGGGGGCGGUGAUGAUGGAGGCUCAGAGGAGGGUUCCAGGAGUGGCAAAUCAAAACUCGAGGCGCUUACGGAGGAGGCCAAGCUUGGCAAUGUUACCGCUGUUGUCGGAAAGGUUGGCAACAUCUUCGGUCGUGGUAUUGGAGAACUGUCAACGAAGCUUGGCGGCGCAUCGUCCUGGUUUUAA